Neurospora hispaniola is the source of this 1867-nucleotide messenger RNA. Its product is annotated as velvet factor-domain-containing protein. The coding region runs from base 207 to 1751 and encodes 514 amino acids. The record is from RefSeq and is a predicted model, not a curated record. NCBI's taxonomy places the organism in Eukaryota, Fungi, Ascomycota, Sordariomycetes, Sordariales, Sordariaceae. The transcript has 3 exons.
GCCGCUCAUGCUCCAUCCCAGAACCCAGUUAUCUGGGUUCGUAUCGGUUCUUGGUCGGAAGCAAAACCGGCUUCAUCCGCAUUCCUUCGCUCUUGCUUCGCUGUUGCCAUCUUGCUACACAGCAGCAUCGCCGACCUAGAAGAUCCCUUGACUGACACUGCCUACCUAUAGAACCAUAACCACCGUCUUACGCCCUCUUCCUCUCAAUGUCUACUGCUGUCGAGUCUUCUCAUCACAUCUUUGGCACCACUUAUACGCUCAACAACAUGUCUCGAUCACUUCACACUCCUUACGAGGCCUACUCCUCAAGGCACGGACACUACAUGCCAGAACAGCAAUCACAUCAGCCGCACUUGUAUCGCCAACAGCAACAAACCAGGCUGCCUCCCGUGACUACCAUUCUACCCGUCACUGGUCCUGGUCCCGUUUCUUCUUCCUGCGAUCCAGUUUACCGAGGCCAUAGCCAGACUUAUUACUCCGACUACCCAACUCCUUCACCAGUGGGACAAACACCUCCUCAACUCCCGAUUACCUAUAGCGAGGCUCGUUCUUAUCAUGGGAGGCAACUAGACGGCCGUCUGUCCCCAGCCUAUUCCACUUCCGCCAGUGAAAGGUCAACCGUUGAGUCAACCUACGAGCCUCGUUCAAGGCAAACGAGCAACGGUCAUCAGGCGCAUGUUGAGCCAUCUUGGCCACCGUUCCACCAGCAGCCCUCACGAUUAAGACAGGAGUCAUCCAGCCAUUUUACUAUGGUACGGAAAGCCUCGACACUCGACAAGAACCACAACAGCAACAACUCUCCAUCAUCCGAGGGAUCACAGACCCCAUCCAGUUCCCAGCAAGGCGGUUCCCCAAGGCAGGAAUCCCGGCCCAUGAGCAUAUCCAACCUCAUAAGCACCGAAAACACCAGAAACAAGCGGAACCCGGUCACCCUACCACCACCACCCUCAGGCAAAAAGACCGAUUACCGAAUCUUCGUCCGUCAACAGCCCUUCGCCGCCCGCAGCUGCGGCUUUGGCGAACGCGACCGGCGCGUCAUCGACCCGCCGCCCAUCGUGCAGCUGACCAUCCACAACGACACGCUCUCACGCGAGGAGCACAGCCGGCUCCUGCGGCAUCAGUUCAGCGUCAUCCACUGCAGCAUUUGGGACGAGACGGGCGUCAAGGACAUGAGCAGCAUGCCCGAGGAUUUCCGGCAGCAGCGGCGUUUGAUGGGGACGCUGGUUGCGUCCCCCUUUGUCGGGUUCGAUGAGAAGGGCGAGGAGGGCUGUUUCUUCUGUUUCCCCGACCUGAGCUGUCGCACGCCCGGGACUUUUCGGCUCAAGUUUGCGCUGGUUGUGCUGGACCCCGCGAGGAUGAUGGCGGGUGAUAGGAGUAGUAUUGUCGCGACGGUGAUGAGCGAGCCGUUUCAUGUGUAUAAUGCGAAGGAUUUCCCGGGGAUGAAGGCGAGUACGCCAUUGACAAAGAGACUCAAAGGGCAGGGGUGUUUGAUCAGUAUCAAGAAGGGAGGAAGAGGCAGAAGAGGGGGUCUUCGUGAAGGUGUUUUCGAUUUUGAUAAUCGGGUUUUUUUCUCUUCUUCUUUUCUUCCCGGGGUUCACCCAUUUUACGGUUCACGACUCGCUAUAUACCCAUUUUCAUUUACUCUUCUUCUCUGGCUAUGGUUUCCAAGCAAGAUCAUUUUACUUUUAUCAAAAACCGUUCCUGCAAAUUGGCGCAAUUGGGGUUUCGGAGCCAAAGUGAACAUGGUUUAGUGGUAAAAUCCAUCGUUGCCAUCGAUGGGCCCCGCGUUCGAUUCGCGGCUGGCGCAAAUCUUUUGCAUUUUUUUUGUCUCAACACUUCCCUCCCUCUCCUUAGUCUCCUCCACUUU